Messenger RNA from Elephantulus edwardii (Cape elephant shrew), 3060 nucleotides. It is a transcript of the gene PPARGC1B, whose product is annotated as peroxisome proliferator-activated receptor gamma, coactivator 1 beta. NCBI's taxonomy places the organism in Eukaryota, Metazoa, Chordata, Mammalia, Macroscelidea, Macroscelididae. Gene Ontology annotation, cellular component: nucleus. Gene Ontology annotation, molecular function: RNA binding; transcription factor binding. Gene Ontology annotation, biological process: positive regulation of transcription by RNA polymerase II. The record is from RefSeq and is a predicted model, not a curated record. The transcript is spliced from 12 exons. Bases 1 to 3060 code for a protein of 1019 amino acids.
AUGGCGGGGAACGACUGCGGCGCGCUGCUGGACGAAGAGCUCUCUUCCUUCUUCCUCAACUAUCUCGCAGACACACAGGGCGGAGGGUCUGGGGAAGAGCAGCUCUGUGCAGAUUUUCCAGAGCUCGACCUCUCCCAGCUGGACGUCGGUGACUUUGACUCGGCCACCUGCUUCGAGGAGCUGCAGUGGUGCCCAGAGAGCUCUGAGACAGACCUGAGCCAGUACAGCCCCGAGGACGCAGAGCUCUUCCAGAUCAUCGACAGUGAGAAUGAGGCGCUCCUGACGGCACUCACCAAGACCCUGGAUGACAUAUCUGAAGAUGAUGUGGACCUGGAGGCUUUCCCGGCCCUGGACGAUGACGAUGCACCCUCCUGCACCUCAGCCUCACCUUCCCCUUCGUCUGCACCCCCCAGCCCCUCCCUGGAGACACCCCUGGUCCCAGCCCCAGCAGUGGAUGAGCUCUCACUGCUGCAGAAGCUGCUCCUUGCCACGUCCUCCCCGACGACAAGCUCUGACAGCCAGAAGGACGGGACCACCUGGCGGCAUGCUGGCCGCAGGUCCAAAAGUCAGCGGCCUGGUGUCAAGGUGGACAGCAGCCAAGACAAGAAGACCCCUCUCCCACAGCCCCAGAGCCGAAACUGUACAGAACUGCAUAGGCACCUCACCUCGGUGCUGUCCUGCCCCCGGGCUAAAGCCCGCUCCCCAGAGAGGGCCCCGCACCCACCACCACCCCUGAGUCCUCGGCUCCCUGCCAGGGAGGAAAAGGAGCCAGGUGAGGACUGCCCAAGCCCCCAGCCAGCCCCAGCGUCUCCCCACAACUCUGCAGCGCCAGGCAGCGCAGGCCCCAGUGCCCAGGCUUCCCAGGAGGACAUGCGGGCCAUGGUGCAGCUGAUCCACUACAUGCACACCUACUGCCUCCCCCAGAGGAAGCUGCCCGCCCAGACCCCAGAGCCUGCCGCCCAGCCCUGCAGCCCCUCCAGGCAGGUCAGAGUGCAGCCCAAAUCCCGGUCGCCCUCCAAAGCGCCCUGGGCUGAGUUCUCUAUCCUGCGGGAACUUCUGGCUCAAGAUGUCCUAUGUGAUGUCAGCAAACCCUACCGCCUGGCCACACCUGUGUAUGCCUCCCUCACACCCCGGACAAGGCUCAGGACCCCUAAGGACAGUCAUGCCUCCUCCGGUCACCUGUCCCCUGUGGAGGAGGUGAGGAUUGCGGCUUCACCCAAGAGCCUGGGGCCUAGAGCGAGCCUGCGUCCUCUGCGGCUGGAGGUGAGAGGGGGUGUCCGCCGGCCUAGCAGGCUGCAGCGGGAAGAGGAAGACGAGGAGGAGGAAGAGGAAGAGGAGGAGGAAGAAAAGGAGGAGGAGGAGGAGGAGUGGGGCAGGAAAAGGCCAGGCCGAGGCCUGCCAUGGACCAAGCUGGGCAGGAAGCUGGAGAGUUCCGUAUGCCCAGUGCGCCGCUCGCGGAGGCUUAACCCCGAGUUAGGCCCCUGGCUGAGCUUCUGCGAAGAGUCCCUGGUCCCUCCAGAGCCCCAAGGUGCUCUGUCCUCACUGUGCCUGGCUCCCAGGGCCUACGAUGUGGAGGGGGAGCUGAGCAGCCCCACGGACGAGGACAGUGGCCAAGACCAGCAGCUCCUGCGGGGUCCCCAGAUUCCGGCUCUGGAGAGCCCCUGCGAGAGUGGGUGUGGGGAUACAGAUGAAGACCCCAGCUGCCUGCGGCUCCCUCCCAGAGACUCUCCCAGGUGCCUCAUGCUGGCCUUGUCACAAAGUGACCCUCCCUUUGGCAAGAAGAACUUCGAGCAGACCUUGACGGUGGAGCUCUGUGGCACAGCAGGACUCACCCCACCAACCACACCCCCAUACAAGCCGACAGAAGAGGACCCCUUUAAGCCUGACAUCAAGCACACCUUGGGCAAAGACAUAGCUCCCAGUGUCCCCUCCCCCGAAGGCCCCCAGCUUGGGGCCACUGCAGAGGCUACCCACAAGCUGCCAAAGAAACACCCGGAGCGGAGCGAGCUCCUGUCCCACCUGCGGCACACGGCAGCCACUCCAGCCUCCCAGGGUGGACAGAAGCGCCCCUUCUCCUGUUCCUUCGGAGACCACGACUACUGCCAGGUGCUCAAGCCGGAGGGCGCUCUGCAGAGAAAGGUGCUGAGGUCCUGGGAGCCAUCUGGGACGCACCUGGAGGACUUGCCCCAGCAAGAUGCCCCUCAGGCUGAGGCAGCGGCCUGUGUCAGGGAGGACGACAGGAGCUGCGAUGCCAACACCCCCACCAAGGACAGCGUGCUGCUGAGAGACCAUGAGAUCCGCGCCAGCCUCACCAAGCACUUCGGGCUCCUGGAGAGUGCCCUGGACGACGAAGACCUGGCCUCGUGCAAAAGCCCCGAAUAUGACACCGUCUUUGAAGACAGCAGCAGCAGCAGUGGUGAGAGUAACUUCCUCCUGGAGGAGGAAGAGGACAAUGAGGAGGACUCGGGGGCCAGCUCCCCUCGCUCUGACCACUGCCCCUACCAGAGCCCACCGAGGAAGGCCAGUCGGCAGCUCUGUUCCCGCAGCCGCUCCAGCUCUGGCUCCUCCUGCCGCUCCCGGUCACCAGCCACCCGGAGGACCUUCAGAUGUGAUAGCAGAGGGCCGUGUUCAGACAGAACGCCAAGCAUCCGGCACGCCAGGAAGCGGCACGAAAAGGCCAUUAGUGAAGGCCGGGUGGUGUACAUUCGCAAUCUCUCCAGCGACAUGAGCUCUCGCGAGCUGAAGAGGCGCUUCGAGGUUUUUGGGGAGAUUGUAGAGUGCCAGGUGCAGACCAGAAGCAAGAGGGGCGAGAAGUAUGGCUUCAUCACCUACAGGUGUUCUGAGCAUGCUGCUCUCUCUCUGAGAAACGGCUCUGCCCUGAGGAAACGCAAUGAGCCCUCCUUCCAGCUGAGCUACGGAGGGCUCCGCCACUUCUGUUGGCCCAGAUACACUGACUAUGAUUCCAAUUCAGAAGAGGCCCUUCCUAUGUCAGUGAAAAACAAGUACGAAGCCAUGGAUUUUGACAGCUUAUUGAAGGAGGCCCAGCAGAGCCUGCAUUGA